GAAGCGGACGCAAGAGUGAUAACGGGUACCCGCCAGCCUCCUCUCGUGACAACCAUGAAGACUACUCAAGAAGCAAGUGUUCACGGCAAGAGUCGAGAAGAAGCUGUGGGGCACACCGUGGUGGCGACACCAGACAACAAAGUGUUGCAACAAAGUCUGGCCCCGCAGUCACAGACAGUUUCACGGCGCGUGGAGGACAGCGGGGCUGCCAGAGCGCAAGACAAAGGCCCCGAGACGACGACGACGGACCGAAAGCAACGGGGGAGGGGCGACGAGGUGAGUCAAGGGUCCAGGGACCCUGCGACGCUGCACAACGCGCCCACUGGUGGUAACAGCUUCGACAAGGGGGCGCUCACAGUCGGCGGACGAGGCAAGGGGGCGAACGAGGCGGGUGGCUCGAGUGGCUCAACGGGCGAGCAGCAGAACGGCAAGACUGUUACUUUGCGGGCCAGACAGCAGACAGGUCACAAGAAAGGAGAACCUGUCACCUUCGACGUCAGAACAGUCCGACAGCAGCAAGACGAGGCGAGCGACGCUGCGACAGAUCUUGUAACUUUUCCCAGGCAGACUUCAACCACCACCGCGGGAGGUGUUCAUAGAAGAUCACAAGGCAACGUACCGCAGGCUGUGGGUUCUUUAGCGGGGCAAGUCAGCGACAGCGCUUCCUUUGCAGGAAGCAAAAAGACAGGUUAUAAGAAAAGCAGCGUGCACGAUGCAUCUAAGAGUGUCAAGGGGUCUGUAGGCGAUGCUAGCAGCAUGUCGGCUGAAGAAUGGCGCGCAAGGGAGAGUAAUGUGCCCGCGGGGAGACAACCAGAAAACGUGGCCAACUCCUCCGCCAGGAACCCAGAGACGGUCUUGGGUGCCGAGGCCAGAGAUCUGGGCGCAGACAACAGCGCUGUGGAUGACUUCAACUCGAGGGACGUGGACCUAGAAGAAGAUGAGUCCAGCAAGAAAUUUAGCAAAAAGACUUCAAACAAGGGAAGCAACUUUGGGAGCUCGACAACCCUUUCUUCAGCUACAGAGGUAUCUGAUGACAGCGAUGAGGUGUUUCAUGUUGUGCUCAGAGUCCGGCCACUCAGCUCGCAAGAAAAACAGAGGCGCGACAUAUUUGCAGUUACCUUUCCUGGUGAUGGAAAGUGUGCAGUGGACAACAGCGGGUCGUCACGUAACUUCCAGUUCAAUGUCGUCUUUGAGCCUGACGCCUCCCAGGAGGUCGUGUUUGAGAACUCCGGCAUCAAACGCCUCGUGGACAACGCUGUUGCUGGUUACAACUGUACAGCUUUUGCCUUUGGUCAGACGGGGUCUGGGAAGACGCACACUAUGACCGGUCCACCUGCUCAGUAUCAUCAGCCAGGCCUGACACCUGACCCACAGAUGUACGGCAUUAUCCAGAGGUCCUUCAAGUACAUGUACAAACAGAUCAAACAGCAGGGAGGCGGCAAGAUUAUCAGAGCCUCCUACCUGGAGGUCUACAAUGAACAGGUGAUUGACCUCCUCAACAACAGCCACAAGCGUUACCUGUCAGUGCGGUGGUCCAAGAACAAAGGGUUCUACGUGGAGAACCUCUUCACCGUGGAAUGUGAGACGCUAGAUGACCUCAUGGCUGUACUAGAAGAAGGCCUGAAAAACCGCCAGACAGGCUCUCACGGGCUGAACGAGUUCUCGAGCCGCAGCCACAGCGUUCUGACCGUCACCAUCGACUCGGAGACGCAGCCAGACACAGAGGACGAGAGUCUGUACGUCACCAAGCGCGGCAAGCUGUCAUUUGUGGACCUGGCAGGCAGCGAAAAGGUGAAGGACGCCAGCGGAUCAUUUGGAGGACCAGGGAUGCUGGAGUCCAACUCUAUCAACAAGAGUCUGCUGGUGCUGGGUAACUGCAUUUCCCACCUGGGAGACGCCAAACGUCGGCAAGGUCACAUCCCGUAUCGAGACAGCAAGCUGACAAAGCUACUGUCAGACAGCCUGGGAGGACAUGGCAUCACUUUAAUGAUUGCUUGUAUAACGCCUUCCUCUGCCAACAUCACUGAGACGAUGAACACCCUCCGCUACGCAAGCCGCGCCAAGAAAAUCAAGACAAAGCCCACCGUUAAGAUGGACCCUCGUGAGAAACUCAUUAUGAGUCUGAAGCGAGAGAUCAAGAUUCUGAGGAAUGAGAACCAUUACCUGAGGCAACAGUUGGACUUUCCAGCCAAACCCAAGGGCCAGCUACAGAAGGAAAACGAUGAGAAGUUCAUGAAGUUUAUGAAGGAACAGAAAGAAAAAGAAACUGGACUCUACGAGAUGCUACAAGAAUAUAUGGUGGAAAACGAAAACCUCAGGUCCGAGAACUCGGAAAUGCACUCCACGCGUGACCGCAUACGGCGCGAACAGCAGCUGCUGUACCGGGAAAAUGAAAAACUCAUGAAACGCGUGGAGGAACUGGAGAGAGUUGUAUCUCAAAAUCCAUCAUUCUGGGCAAUGGCACAGCACCCUGAACGAACAGAUGGCUAUGGUCAGUUUGACCUAGCCUCCCCUCGGAGUUCGCCAGUUGCCCCUGGCUUCCAAAGUGGGCUGGCGCAGAAAGGGUACACUGGACAGGCAUCGCCGCCUGGAAGUCGAGGAAAAGGAAACCACCCAGGACCGAUGAGGCCCCCUCACCGUCUUUCUGAUUCUGUCGUGAGACCGGCUCAGCGACCAGCCGAGGUCUUGGAGAACGGGGCCGUGUAUGUCAACAACGGGUUUGCCACCCAACGUCCUGCACCAAGACAGACCUCACCUGUACGGAACAUCGAAAGACGGGCCUCGCAGAUGUCUAAUACAGAUGCUGUUUACAGCAUGAAUGAACAGCUAAAGAGGGAGGUCGCACAACUGGAAGGGGAAAUAAGGCACCAACAAUACGUCCAUGAACGCACGCAAGACGUGAACCGCAAUUCCUACGGCAACCCCGUCAGGUGACCCCCCCAACUCCCCAAGAAGGGACGUUUGACGCGGACGAUUUACUCGACUUCUUCCUCGAAAAAAAAAUGUUUAAAAAAAAACUUUUCAGAAAUACAAUGAAAAGCAGUGCUAACGGUAUUCCUUCCACCGCCACUGGAAAGCAUCAACCUGGCACAAGCGACAAGGAAUGUGUGGGGAAGGGGGGUCUGUGAGGUAUUAUUGAUGUAAGAGAAAGUUUUUGUUUAAAAAUUGUUAUAACCUCAAAUUUUGAGUUGUGGUAUUUUUGGUGUACAUAUAUUAAAACUCCUACUUGUUACCAAGAACUGACUUGUCUAUUAUAUAUUAGAUUCACCUGUGAACUCAGAACUACCAUAAAAAGGACUUUCAUUUGUCAUGUCUUAAACAUUCCAGGAGGAAAUAAUCUUUGUAUUUUACAUUAUAUCCAUACAUAUUAAUGAGAAUCAUAAGUGAACAUUCUGUUACUAAUACUUAUGCCCAUGUAUGCACGUCCAUCCUCUCGCUUAAGGGUAAGACAAAAAGUUUGGUUUACAGAACUCAUUUUGUUUUAGAAACAUCCAAGCAUCCAGAAAAAUGCUUUUAACAACUGGAAUUUAUGUGCAAUAUUUAUACAGCCUCUUCAAGUCACAGGUUUUAUAUUAUGAUAAUAUUUUAAAUUUAAUACAACCCUCAACUUCUAUGGUGUAAUGAUAAACUAUAUUGACUGUGUACUUGGCAAGCCAAACAACUUCCACACAAGAAUACACAAUCUCUUGUGCAUGUUCAAAAAAAAAAAAAA
Molecule: messenger RNA, 3712 nt
Organism: Pomacea canaliculata
Lineage: Eukaryota; Metazoa; Mollusca; Gastropoda; Architaenioglossa; Ampullariidae
Product: kinesin-like protein KIF12
Exons: 20
Coding region: 55-2934 (959 amino acids)
Biological process (GO): microtubule-based movement
Molecular function (GO): ATP binding; microtubule binding; microtubule motor activity
Source: RefSeq, a predicted model, not a curated record